Messenger RNA from Bombus pascuorum, 3188 nucleotides. RefSeq lists its product as uncharacterized. The transcript has 6 exons. Bases 619 to 1827 code for a protein of 402 amino acids. Lineage: Eukaryota; Metazoa; Arthropoda; Insecta; Hymenoptera; Apidae. The record is from RefSeq and is a predicted model, not a curated record.
UCUGAGUGUCAGUGUAAAUCAAAAUGGCGAGUGUAACGACGGUUUGUGACAGCUCUCGGCCUGUUUCGCUCGUGUUUUCGAGUAUUUGAACGGGACGCGCGUAGUUAUGUUGUUCACGUGACUGAUCUAACUCUGAAGGGUGAGUGAAGAAUGAUCAAUUAUUCGUGGCAAACAUCGAAACGCGAUUUUUCCCAAUUUCUUCGACUGGAUCGACACCCUCCUGUUAUUCCAUGGACAGUGGCGGGGUGACAUUGACGUUACUCGUCGAAUUACGUGCUUUUUCAGUAACUCGUACGUCUGAAUUUUUUUUUUUUUUCUUUUUUAACCAACGAACAAUUUACUAUUCGUGUCGAACACGAAUAAUUCUAGAAAAUAUUUUUAUUGGGUGUGAAUCGUCGAUCGUUCGAAAAAUGAACCAACGUUAGAAAGAUCGUUUGAUAGUGUUGAUUAUUAUUGUUUCGCGGAAGUGUCACGAGGUGUGUAUUGUUUCGAAAGUCGAAGUUGUGUACCGUGCACGUUCGAACGUGUAUCGCCCGCGUUCCCAAUCUCGUUGUGCGUGCUUUAUUUUUUCAUUCUAACGCUCUGUUCCGUUUGGCCACGGCACACGCAGAUGACGCGAUGACGCUGCAUUGGUGGAUGCACUGGUUCUGGGUUACCGCUCAAUUUCUCGUGAUCUUAGGGAACCCAGUGCCGUCGAGCACGGCGGAGCCGCGUGGCCAGGUGCAGGAUCGCCUGAGCUCAGAACCGACAUCCGAAAUCGCUUCUAUAGAAGCGGAGAGAUCGUCCGAGCUUCGACAGAGCUUCCGUGUAGCCAAAGCAAUCGGUCUUCAUCCUCCUACAAAUACAGCAGUGAUCUUGGACAGACAAUCGAGCACGAUCUCCACUCCCAUGGAGGUCGGUCCGAGUGCUAUCGAAAGCAGUACCGAUCCCAUAGACGAGUAUCACGGAGGAAACGCGAGCAACGCUGUCGUCAAUCUGGACACCGUGAAAAGUUUCACGCCGCAGUUAAUCAGCGACGUAGCUGGUGUAGAGAGGAUUCGAAAUACUGCAACGAAGAAGGAUAGUAAAAUCACGUGGAUCCUAACGACGAACAAAACAGGCGGUAGAUCGAAGUACGAACAGGAAGAGAAAGUCGAUGAAAAUGGGAAUCGGAACGCCAGCACGGACCAAGUGGAGGAUCUCACGGUGCUACCUCUUCAGGAAGAGGUGUCUAGAAUCAGGCUGGUACUGAAUAAAACGAAACCCUCCUCGCUUUUAUCUUCCUCGUCCUCCUCUUUCUCGUCGUCCGCUGGUAGUUCCGGCAUCAAGACGUUCAAUCGAUCUGAUGACAUCGAAAUCAACGGAGAGUUGAUAGAGGAGCCACGUGUGUUCGCCACUGCUGCUUCCAUUCUGGAAGUCGGAGUGAGCGAAUCAACACGAUUGAGCAGAGCGCGGAACGCGUUUUCCAGAGAGUUCCAAAGGGAUCAGGUACAGGGAGACCAUUUUACCGAUUACAAUAAAAGCAAUAACGAGAAGCAUGAAAGCGGUUCGAGAUCAACGGUAGACAUCGCCGCUAUUACCGGAAGCUGCGUAGCGACUGUAGUUUUACUCAGCACAAUGGGUAGCCUUGGAUUCAUUAUGUACAGACGUAGGUACCUGAAUCCACCACAAACGCUUAACAGCGACAAAUGCAGUAACCCCGAUAGUUCCGGUUAUAUCGAUGAUUCCACGAUUCGCGAUAAUUCCGAAGAAAUGUACAGCUUGGAUAAUGAUUCGUUUUUAAAUUCGCUAGAAGCGAUGACAAUACAAAAUUAUUGGACGGACAGUGUGAAGCAUACGAAACUAUGACAAAAGAAGAUAAUUCAACCCGGAAAGAGGAUCGAAACGUUCAGUAUUUCUGAUGGGGAGGCGCACGAACAAAUAUCGUUGUUGGAACAAUAGCAUGUACUUACUCGAUGAGUGCCCGGAAGAAAGUGAAUAUUUGCCGUAGUAUAAUUGUAUAGACACGCAGGAACGUUGUUUUCCUCCGAAUGUUUGAACGCAAUGGCUGGUUAGCGAUUCCGAUAAAAAUAUGAGCGAAUAAAAUAUUUUAAGUCGAAGAUUUUCAAAGACUUUUUAGGUAAAAAGAAAACUCCGUCGGUCUUACGAUUUCUUAAAGAAAGCUUGACGAUAUAUCAAAAUUGCAUGGUCUGCGCGCAUUCCUGUAUUCGCGUUAUACAUGGAACACGCGUGCGAAUUUGUGAAUAUAUCGCGUGCGAUGUAUAACGUGGUAUAUACGUGUAUCACGCACAUGCCUGAAUUUUGAUUUUGUCACUCGUUCCCUCUAUUUUUCUACCAUGAUAACAAUUGGCAAUGAUCGAGGUAUUAUUAAAGAAAGACAGCGAUACCGUCACUUUCGUCGGACUGCAACGAUCGAAUAGUGCAAUAAAAUGUACUUCAUUGAUGAGAUAAUUAUAACGAGAUAAACUUUUUAGAGCGGUAAGUACAAAUAAAACGAUUAAUGUUUAGCUAAAUAUUAUUAUAUUAAAGGCGCGAAACGUAAUUUAAUAAAACUGAAUUCCUACGAAUCGUCGGAGAACUACUCGUAUCAUGAUAAGAACUACUUCCGUACUACUUGUACUAUCUUGGAUUUCGAUUUAAUGUACUAUCUUGGAUUUAAUUUAAGAUCCAACUUCGACGUUUCUUACAGUCUUCGAACUUUUAUUGAAAGAUUAACGCGGUUCUAAAUAGAAUAACGGGAUCUGAAUACCUUCUCGCUUGCAUACAUGGUCAGCUUCGAAUAUUUUCAAGAUGUAGAAUCGGGCUAAUAAAACAUCGGACCAAAUACAUACCGUAGUUUAUAGCUUUAUGCCUUUAUAACAUAUCCAGCAAGAGGAAGUAAAGAGAUUUCAUUCUCGUCUUUUCCACUUAACUUCUAGCUUGUACAUAUGUACAUCUACAUGUACUAUACAAUUAAUUAUGUUAUUAAGUAUGUCUAUGUAUAGAUGUGCGAAUUUAUGAUGGUUCCUCGGAGCCUUCGAAAUACAGUUUACGUUCUAGUAGAAGUUAGCAUUUGUUUGUUCGAAUAUAUUUCUAUACGAACCUUGAACCGUGAACAGUGAACGAAGAGAAGGAUUUAUUGUGAUAGAUCGUAGCGUUUAAUAAAUGUAAAAUUAUUAUUAAUUCGUUUUAUGCUGAUGAUUGUGAAUAAAUCUACACGUAUAUUAUUA